AUGUCCUUCUACAAUCCUGGCAUACCAAACGAAGGGUCUGGCUUUUACCAGCCUUCAGCGCAGUUCCAAGUCCCCCAAGGCUCCAUGUCUUUCACACAGCAACCCACAGCACAAGCGUUCUCGCAAGAUCCUCUUCCCCAGGGAUUGCUCAAUGCAUUGUCUACCAAAGGUCACCCACACGAACUGCCACUUUUGGAAGAGAUUGGGAUCAAUUUCAACCACAUUCUAGCCAAGACUAAAGUUGUUUUGCAACCCUUGCAGCGAGCCGAUUCUUUGUCGGCCGAAGUCAUCGCAGAUUGCGACCUCGCAGGUCCGCUGAUAUUCUGUCUUCUUUUUGGCACUCUGCUGCUAGCAGCGGGUAAAGUUCAUUUUGGUUACAUCUACGGCGUGGCACUUUUUGGCACGAUCUCUCUACACACCCUGCUUCGACUUAUGGGCAGCGAGGAAAACAAACCUAAAACUGACCAACUUUUUCUAAGAACAGCUUCAAUACUUGGGUAUUGCUUCCUACCGCUGUGUCUUUUGUCGCUCGUUGGCGUUUUUAUCCCGCUCAAUAACGUCCUUGGCUACGUACUGGCUUUGUUGUUUGUGUGUUGGUGCACUUGGUCAUCCUCCGGAUUUUUCACUGUAGCUUUGCAUCUACACAACACCAGAGUUUUAAUUGCCUACCCACUCUCGAUAUUUUACAGUGUUUUUGCACUUAUGGCUAUAUUUGUGUAA
Lachancea nothofagi CBS 11611 is the source of this 720-nucleotide messenger RNA. The record is from the annotation of a GenBank genome assembly. NCBI's taxonomy places the organism in Eukaryota, Fungi, Ascomycota, Saccharomycetes, Saccharomycetales, Saccharomycetaceae.